Molecule: messenger RNA, 1103 nt
Organism: Lates calcarifer (barramundi perch)
Lineage: Eukaryota; Metazoa; Chordata; Actinopteri; Centropomidae
Product: serine-rich adhesin for platelets
Exons: 7
Coding region: 210-995 (261 amino acids)
Source: RefSeq, a predicted model, not a curated record
UUAACAUUAGACUUUCUCCUUAAAGUCCAUCCGAAACUAGCGCUAAAUACAACUAAAAACAACACAUGCAGAGCUGUAAAACCUGACUGAGUGUAUCACGUUUGUCCCAGGAGAGAUUGAAUCUCAAGGAGUGUGAGGAGAGAGCCAAUUACAGCUGAUAGUCAGCAGCUGUGUCUGGAUGACAGGACUUCAAACACCCUCUGAAGCACAUGCAGUCUUUUCUCUGGGUGACUGAAGCAAUGGAAGCUGUUUGGGCCUUGCUUAUUUGUGCGCUGACCUCCUGGUUUACCAAAGGCUCGUGUUUGCCAGUUGGUGGUCCAGAGGAAAGGCGUGAUGAUGGACUGCACGGCAGAAUGAGCGACAUGUUUCCCAAUGAUCUUGCCAUUAAGAAGGCCCUUGGACUCUUCCAGUCAGUGGAGUCCAUGUUGCUGCAACGUGCUAAAGAAGUACAACUGGAAACCAAUGAAGUGGAGGCGGAGGUAUCAGUUGGCCACCUGAAAUCUACACGACCUGUUAGCAGACUAAAGGACCUCAAAAACGACAACGUGACGGCCAGUGACAAUGUGACAACCAGCGACAAUGUUACGGCCAGCGACAACGUGACAACCAGCGACAAUGUGACAACCAGCGACAAUGUAACGGCCAGCGACAAUGUGACAACCAGCGACAAUGUGACAACCAGCGACAACGUGACAACCAGCGACAACGUUACGGCCAGCGACAACGUGACAACCAGCGACAACGUGACAACCAGCGACAAUGUGACAACCAGCGACAAUGUUACGGCCAGUGACAAUGUGACAACCAGCGACAACGUGACAACCAGCGACAACGUGGCGACUGGGUUCAGGGCUGACAACCUGUCAGUUAAUGACAGGCGUGCAGAGAGCAGGAAAGUUGCUCAAAGUGGAGCAGCGCCUGCAGCUGGAAGAGACAUUAUUGAUCUUGGACCUUUAGAGCUCAAACCACAUCAGGAUCUAACACGGUCGCACUGACAGUCCAUCUAAAAGUAGAGAAGAGGUUUCAGGACCCAUGUGCAUCACAGAUGUGUCUACGUGUACCUGACUUAUCUCUCUGUUUUUGAAUAAAACUUUUUAAAAGAA